CUCUCUCUCUCUCUCUCUAACCCCUAGCCCUGAUUUCAGUUUCAGGGUUUAGAAGAAGCUUUAUACCCAAAACCACACAAAACCCACCUCUCUCUCUUCGUGGAUCAUUCUCUUCCUCUCAACAGGUCACGAAACUCAUGGCUUCUUCAUCACCAUCAAAGCCUCCCUCACUCUAAACUAUUCUAUCUCUCUCUCUCUAUCUAUCUAUGUAUGUACUCUCAAAUGAAUUUGAGAAAGCUGUCAAUCACCAAUCCCUCCCCAAUCUUCUCACUCAUCAUCACUCGUCCUAUAACCUCCGUGACUUCCACUUUGGCCUCCCAAGACCAAGACCAACAACAAUCACAGCCGAUUUUGCAGCAUCAAAAUCAACCCAAAUUGUUUGAUCAGAGUUUUCUCACUUGGGUAACUUCAAUCCUCUCAAACCCAUCUCUAGAUUCAUCUAAAUGUAAAGACAUUCUAACCCAUUUGUCUCCUCACCAAUUCGAUACCCUUUUCUUCGACAUUAGGUUCUCUGUGAACCCCAAAACUGUCUUGCAUUUCUUUCAUUUUGCAUCUGAUUCUCAUGGGUUUAGGUUCACUUUGAGAUCUUAUUGUCUUUUGAUUCGUUUGCUGGUUUUUUCCAAUUUUGGUGACCCAGCUCGAUUGCUUUUGAUUAAAUUAAUUGAUUUUAAGCUACCUAUUUCGUUUAACAAUCCCAAGAAUAGGCAUCUUGAGAUAGCCAAUGUGUUGUCUGAUUUGAAUUCGGUGUCCGAGCGGGCUCUUAGUGUUCGGACUUUUGAUUUGUUGAUUCAUGUUUACUGUACCCAAUUCAAGAAUGUGGGUUUUCAUAUUGCAUUGGAUGUGUUUCGGUUGUUGGCGAGCAAGGGUGUGUAUCCGUCUUUGAAGACUUGUAGUUUUCUAUUGAGUUCGCUUGUUAAGGAUAAUGAGCUUCAGAAGAGUUAUGAGGUGUUUGACAUUAUUUGCCGAGGUGUUGUACCGGAUGUUUACCUGUGUAGUAUUGCAAUUAAUGCAUUUUGUAAGGGAGGAAAAGUUAAAGAUGCAAUGGGGUUGUUUCUCAAAAUGGAGAAGAUGGGUAUUUCUCCGAAUGUUGUUACCUACAAUAAUAUUAUACAUGGGCUUUGUAAGAAUGGGGAUUUAGACGAGGCUUUUAAGUUAAAAGAUCAAAUGACAAAGAAAGGAGUGAAGCCGAGUCUGAUCACGUACAGUGUCCUUAUUAAUGGGUUCAUGAAAUUGAAAAAAUAUGACAAAGCCAAUUGUGUUUUGAAUGAAAUGUUGGGAGAGGGUUUUGUCCCAAACGAGGUUGUGUAUAACACGCUGAUUGAUGGGUAUUGUAAAAUGGGAAAUGUCAAGAAUGCAUUGAAGUUGAGGGUUGAUAUGGUGUCCAAGGGGUUUAAUCCCAAUUCAGUUACUUUCAACUCGCUUAUCCUGGGUUUCUGCAAGAUUAAUCAGAUGGAGGUAGCCCAGCAGCUUUUGGAGGAGAUGCUAUCACAGGGUUUGUCUAUAAAUCCUGGUGCUUUUACUUCAGUUAUUCACCGGCUUUGUACAAAUUCUAGGUUUGAAUCUGCAUUAAGAUUCAUUAGGGAAAUGCUAUUGAGAAACUUGAUGCCAAAUAAUGGGUUGUUGGUAUCAUUAUUUGGUGGGCUUUGUAAGGAGGGUAAGCAUUCAGAGGCUGUUGACAUCUGGUAUAGGUUAUUGGAGAAAGGGUUUGCUCCUAAUAUGGCGACCUCAAAUGUUCUUAUUCAUGGUCUUUGUGAAUCUGGCAACAUGGCUGAGGCUGUGAGGCUUCUCAAAGAGAUGCUAGGGCGAGGUUUGCAAUUGGAUAGGAUUACAUACAACACACUUAUCUCACGGUGUUGCAAAGACAGGAAAGUUGAAGAAGGUUUUAAGCUAAGGGAAGAGAUGGAAAAGCAAGGAAUUCAGCCAGACAUUUUCACCUACAAUUUGUUGAUACAUGGGCUAUGUAAUGUGGGUAAGAUGGAUGAAGCUGUGGUCCUUUGGGACGAGUGCAAAAGGAAUCAUCUGGGUCCGAAUAUUUAUACAUACGGGGCCAUGAUAGAUGGAUAUUGUAAAGCUGAGAAAGUUGAAGAGGGGAAAAAUCUCUUUGAUGAGUUGGUCAAGGAGAAUAUGGAACUAAAUUUUGUAGUUUAUAAUACACUUAUUAGAGCCUACUGUAAAAAUGGUAAUAUGGUGGAAGCCUUUAGGCUUCGUGAUGACAUGAGAAGCAGGGCAAUUCCACCAACUUCUGCCACUUAUUCUUCUUUGAUUCAUGGAUUUUGCAAAAUUGGCCAUGUUGAGGAGGCAAGACUCCUUAUCCAGGAAAUGAGAAAGGAGGGAUUGGUGCCUUGUGUUGUUUGUUAUACUGCUCUUAUUGGUGGUUACUGUAAGCUACGUCAAUUGGAUAAAGUGGAAAAUGUUUUGAAGGAGAUGUCAUCGUAUGACAUAAAACCUAAUAAAUUUACGUACACUGUCAUGAUUGAUGGGCAUUGUAAAUCUGGCGAUGUGAAAGAAGCUGCAAGGCUUCUUGCUGAGAUGGUUGAAAAGGGCAUUGUUCCAGAUACUGUUACUUAUAAUGCAUUGACCAAUGGGUUUUGCAAGGAAGGUAAGGUAGAAGAAGGCUUUAAAAUAUGCAAUCAAAUGCCUCAGAGAGGAGCAGCUUUAGAUGAAAUUACAUACACCACAUUAAUUCAUGGGUGGCAGCAGCCCUCAACUGUUACAAAUCAAGAAUGAUCAGGGAACUUGUAAAGGUUUUGGAUUCAUCUUGUUUGUUUGGUUAUUGGUGCCUUGUUGGGACGAGUUGGUUUACAAAUUCUGCAUGUUCACAGGAGGUGACGUGUUUGCCAAUCAUAAGAUUGCAACAUGACAAAUAGCUUUUUUGGAUUACCAAUCUUAUGAAUCAUAUUCUAUGAAGCAUAGGUACUUCAACAAACAUGUCGUACAGGUACCGGGUACUUAUUGGGUAUUGGUAUUUUGCAUGGUACUUCUGUAUACAUAUCAGGUACAUGAAACACAUACUCAAAUGUUUUCUUCUUAAUUUUCGUUGUACCCCUAUUUAUGUAAAAUCAACAGUUUAGAGAAGUGUUUUGUUUCUGGUAUACAUUCUAGAAUCAAUGGACUUCAGAUUUUUGUGUUCUAACUUCUGACUUAAGAUUUGGUAGGUCUUGAGAGGAGGUUCAGUGAGUCUAACAGCAUAGUUGAUCAUUUUGAUGGAUGUGGUGGUCGACUACAGUGGAACUCCCAAAAGCCUAGAAAGCCAGACCACAAUGCGGUCGACCAUGUUCGCUAGUGGUCAACCAUAACAUAACUUGGUUGAUCGCACUUGGUACUUAAAAGAAAAAAGAACUUGUUAACUAGCUCCUCGAGGGCUAGACUAUAUAUACCAAAUACCCCAUAAUUAAAUUUCCUAUACACUCUCUACACUCUAAAUCACUUCUCUAAGGAGUAACUCACCUUGUGUGAGUGAGAUUGAGCUUGAGAAAUCAUUAUUGCACCUUGAGGCGAAAGCUUAAUCCUCCUGGAGUUCUCAUUGUGGCGGUAUAAUUUAUCAUCCUUGUUUAAUACAUACUUAAUGGAUACACUAUUGCCAUUACACACCUACAUUUUGGUAUAGAGACACCCUUGGAGCUCUAGGUGAGCUAUGUCACAAGUGUUGAUAUGUCUCCCGCCUCUUGCUAUAUCUAUGGGCAUUUUUUUUUUCCAACUUCGUUUUCAUUUCCUUUUGAUUUCAGUUUUGUUGAUUAAAUAAUGUCAAUGGAAAUCUAUAUAUAUGACCAAAUUGAAACUAGUGUAGGAAACAAAUUGUUCAAUUUGAAACACUGGGGAUCAAAGUCAAAUUUGGGUCAAACUAUAGGGGUUAAAACUGAAAUUACCCAAGAAAAUAAAUGGUAUUUUCUUUUUCUUUUUUUCUUCUUUCACUUGAGGUAUUAUACUAUAUUUAAUUUAGAGUUUUAACUCAAUCUGGGAUUGGAUUUGGAGCCUGCAGGUGGGUACUCUAACAGUGAGAUGCAAGAACCAAUCAAGCAUCAUGGUCCUACAUCCUGACGCUUCUAGCUUGAUUAGGUGUGCUGGCACAUUAUUAGAUUAUUUGUUUGCUGCAAAAGGCUGUAGGGUUACCUUCUCGUGGCUUUAAUGGAUAUCUGCUGUUUAAUAGAAUCUACUUCUUUAACUUUCACGUCUGCAACAAGGACUUGAAGAUAACAGAUUGCAUACAGCAUUUUAGUGAGAGCACAGAAUCAUAUUUUUUAAGUGGAUGAAAGGAAGAAGGCCAGUGAAAUGACUUCUGGAUCAAAGAGAAUCACUUCCCAUUCAUGGAUGCAGGUACUGGUCAACAUUCAGAGAUAACUAGUUUUAAGAUUAGCUUUAGACGCACUAUCCUAUUUGGUCUGUCCAUACGUUGUGAGUUCCAUAUGCUUGUUUGUCAGGGAAAGAACAUUGUCUUCAUAUAUAGUGGGGAUUCCACCUUGUUGAACUUAAGAGCUUUCUUGUCAAAAAGGCAAUGACUUACGUAUAUCUUUAUUUACUCACGUUCGAUCAAAGAUGCUGAGGUAUGAAACAGGACUACAGCUGAAGAUGAUUUGAAGUCAUGGGCUGAAAAACAUGUUCAGAAUCUGACUCAAGGGCUGCAACUAAUUCCGGCCAUAAGAUUGCCGAUACAGUCCAAGAACCGUCACCUCUAGCACUUGGCCUCUGGUUCAUAUAACCAACUCCAAUCCUUUCUAUGGUAGAACAGACGGUCCCAAGCACCGGACUUCCAAAGCCAAAGUCUAAUUCAACUACUGGAAACCUUCGUCCCGAUGACACAACAAGAGCAGGACCGGCACGACCUAAGACGAUCUUAGAUAGCAUCAAUCCAGGCCUAUGACACUCAAUCCAAUCAAUCAAGUCCAAGAAAUGAGUCUCAUUAGUUACCUUGGAAAUCGCCUCAUGAACAAUCUUGGCAACAUCUGAUAAGGACCCAUUCUUCAAUUCAACCAUGCUUGCCUCUCCAAAGCCCAGUGACAAGACAUUUCCAAUGUAAUUUGACAUGGAGUUCUGAUCUUUACUCAUUCUAGUUCGUCCAUCAACUAACCAACCCAUCUUGCAGUGUUUGUGACUUUCAUCAACGGCACGAACCAUGACCUUCCAAACAUAAGCAGAGAAAGCCUCGAUUUUGGUUC
Camellia sinensis is the source of this 5153-nucleotide messenger RNA. Lineage: Eukaryota; Viridiplantae; Streptophyta; Magnoliopsida; Ericales; Theaceae. The record is from RefSeq and is a predicted model, not a curated record.